Messenger RNA from Perkinsus marinus ATCC 50983, 606 nucleotides. RefSeq lists its product as hypothetical. Gene Ontology annotation, molecular function: hydro-lyase activity. Gene Ontology annotation, biological process: metabolite repair. Bases 1 to 606 code for a protein of 201 amino acids. The transcript is spliced from 6 exons. The record is from RefSeq and is a predicted model, not a curated record. NCBI's taxonomy places the organism in Eukaryota, Perkinsozoa, Perkinsida, Perkinsidae.
AUGGUCAUCGACGGUGACGGUAUCACAGCGAUCUCCAUACCUCCAGUCGAUUCAACUGACAUAUUCUCCACCGCUUCUCAGCUCUUGCAGGAGCGUCAUCGAAAGCAGUUGUCCCCAGUGGUCCUCACGCCUCACUUGGCCGAGCUUAGCCGUCUCACUGGCCUCUCGAUGGCAGAGCUCACGAACGGAUCUCGGAGUUUGCUGGAGGUUGGACGGGAGUUGGCCCGUAGUACGAAUGCUGUCGUCGUUGUCAAGGGAGCGACGUCCAUGGUAUGCGAGCCUUCAGGUCGGGUGCGGAUGAACCUGUCUGGGAAUAGUGGCAUGGGUACGGCCGGAAGUGGGGAUGUUCUCAGUGGCCUCAUCCCUGCUAUGUAUGCCGCGUAUGGUCAUGAUGUGGAUAGUCUUGGUGACGCUGUGGCAGCGGCCGUAUUCGUGCAUGGAGUUGCUGGAGACAUCGCGGCUAUCAACCUUGGAGGGGAGGAUGGAGUAACAGCAUCCGAUAUCAUGAAUGCUGUCCCUGAGGCUGUGUCGUACGUCCGAGGCGAGAGCGCAUUUGCCAAGUACGGGUCGGAGUUGGAGCCAAGAUACUCUGUGAGGAGUCUUUAG